ACGUCUCGUACUUGCCGGUACUUUUACGCGUGCACACCUAGCCCACCAGUGGACACGUGACCGCGCAACCGCCACGUGCUUCGGCCCUAAACGACACGCGUCCCACCGUCCACGACUACGAUGCGUUCUCCUGCCUUCGAACGACCUUUAAACCGCCGUCUUCUAUCUUUUGUUCUUCUCGCCGCGUUCUCCAGACAAUUCGUCGACGCUCGUCAGCCGGAAACCGUGCUCCUCGACUUCCUCGCGAGACCCUUUGCACCCUCUGGCAAUGCGUCCGAGCAGUGCCUCACAGAUAGCGCGAUUUACUUGACGGAAGUCUCUCGAUUCGCGCCCUGGGCUCUUCAGAUGUACGACUCGUCCGUGAAAAUUCCAGCGGGUAUAAUCACGGGUAAUUACAAGCUGCUAGGCAAUUACGACGAGUGUCUGCGUGUGAGAAGCGGACACGGAUUUACCGGGAAGGCCUGCACCGCCAUGGUACAUUUCGACAUUGCGAAGGACACCGGUGAACCUCGGGAUCGCGAUCUGGGCGAUCUGUUAUUCAAUAUGGCCGUCGCGUCGGGUACAAAAUGGUCAUACGGGAAAACGGUGACCUACGAGUGGAUGUGGUGCAUCCCUUCGACCUGUAACCAGACGGAAAUGCAGACUGCGUUGGGGACUGUCCUCGACUCUCUUAAGGUGAAAGGUCGAGUGGAUGUCGCGGUUAACGUUCCAGAGAACUCUUGUCACACCGCAGAAUCGGAUCAACCAGUGUUCGACGCAACCGACUGGAUCUACAUAUCGAUCCUCGCGACAUUCGCGGUGAUCAUUAUCGCCAGCACAAGUUACGACAUCGCCAAGCAAGGCCGUUUGAGCGCGUUGAACCGAAAAGGUACGCGUCACGUUCUAUUGACUGCGUUCUCCGUCUACACGAACGGGAGAAAUCUGUUGAGAACGGACAGACACAGAGAUUCUAUUCGAUGUCUCGACGGAUUGCGUUACUUAAGCAUUUGUUGGAUAAUCUACGGUCACACGUUCUAUUCCGAGGUCGUCAGCGUUAAAAUAAACCUCAACGAGAUCCCAUCCCUGCACUUGAAUUGGGGCAACAUGCUGCUGUUGAACGCGAACAUGGUCACCGACACGUUUUUCCUCUUAAGCGGCGUCCUGAUGGCCUACACGGCGAUGGCAAAGGACGAAAAGAAUCUGCGAGGGAGUUUCAACGUGAUCGGUCUUUAUCUUCAUCGUUACAUUAGACUGACACCGGCGUACGCGAUGAUGAUUGGCUUUUACGCUACUCUUUUCUACAAACUUGGAACCGGACCGGAGUGGGACCAAACGGUCGGCCAAAAUAGGGACUUCUGCCGGGAGAAUUGGUGGACGAACCUUCUCUACGUUAACAAUUACGUUAAUCUAGAAAAAAUAUGCUUGUCUCAGUCUUGGUACUUAGCGACCGACAUGCAACUCGUCUGGUUGUCUCCGAUUUUCUUGUACCCUAUGCUCCGGUUCACCCAAAAAGUCUUUUGGCUCGUCGUCGCCUCGGGCAUCGUUAUCUCCGUCCUCGUACCAUUUUUCAUAACAUACGUGUUGGGGCUACCAGGAACCAUGCUUUAUUACAAGGACUCCCUGGCCGAAGUUUACGUGCAAAUUUACACAAAGGUUUACAAUAGAUACGGGUCUUACUUAAUAGGAUUGGCUCUGGGUUACAUUCUGUACAAGACACGAACGCGAGUUGUGAAAAUACGUUCGAUUUACGUGAUCCUUGGCUGGUUGGUCGCUGCUGUGUCCGGUUUGUUCAUGGUUAUCGAACCUCGAUGGAUGUACUUCGACGAUCACCUCUACAACAAGUUCGAAGCGAGCUUCUACGCGGGCUUCCAUAGGCAAAUCUUCGUCCUUUCCGUUUCUUGGAUCAUUUUCUGCUGUGUUCACGGUUACGCUGGUUUCCUGGAUCAAUUUCUCUCGUGGAGAGGAUGGGUUCCCUUCGGUAGAUUGACCUACAGUGCCUACCUGUGCCACUACAUCUUUCUGCUCAUGCAACAGGGGUCGGUUCGAACGCCUGGAAUAAUUUCUAGCAUGUCGGUCUUUCGUAGCUUCUGCAGCAACCUGUGCCUCACGAUGAUGUUCUCCGCCCUCUGGAGCCUCUGUUUCGAGAUGCCUUUCAUGACCCUGGACCGCACGUUGCUCUCUCACAGGAAAAAUUUGUUGAGGCUCGCCGGAAACUCUGACCAAGGGAAGAUGUACGGUUCCACCGACUCGAGCAAGGAGAUCUAUCGAUCCACGAACGAGUCCUCCACCACGAUCUCGCGGGAUUGCGAGGACAGUUACAACGGAAAGCCCAGCGACGUCAGCGUGUACGAUUCCACGGGAAACGUUAACGGCUAUCAGCCGGUUAUUUACGAGUCGAAUUCUUCGCAAGACUUGAAGUCCCACUCGAAGGACCAAAAGUGUCCUUUUAUUUUCGUGAUCGGUGGCCCGGGGAACGCCAAUUCCUGGACCAAGAAGGGUAACGUUCAUCAAAACAGCGGCUUCAACGAAGAAUCUGACGAUGCGAAACGAAACAAUGAUUCCAACGAAACGAAUAAAACGAGAGACUGCUGAUUAAUUCGUUCUGUAUCAUAAAAUAAGCUUGCGGGUCAAGUAUUAAUUUAUACGAGGAUUAAAAAUCGUUAUCGAAACGUUGGUUUAAAACGUCGAUCGCUAUGCUAGUCGUUAAAUCCGCGAAAGCGAUAUCGUGACAUUCGUAAGAUGAAAGUAAUAUGAAAAUAGGGGUAGUUUAGGCGUAGAACGAUUAGUAGGAUCGUUUAGAGUAUCUUUCGGUGGAAUGUCAGUGCCCAGACUAAUGGAAACAAUGAAUUUUUUAAUAAAUAGGGUUAACGGAAGUGUGGCGACAAUGUGCCAUAGAGUAUUGGUGUUGUAAAUCACGAGAUCGCUGGAUCGAGACUCAAUAUGUAAAAUAUUUCGGUACAAUUUAUCUCAGUUUUCUUACGCUCGCUCUUGCGUUUAUAUUAAUAUGCUAGCUUGUCUGUUUUAUUCAGGAUGUUAAUGAAAAGGGGUUCAGAACUUUCUAGAUAGAUAGACUCGGCAAAUGGAAGAGAAAUGUGGGUAAAAAGAAUUAAUAUUAAUAUAAAGGUCAUUACUAUUAUUACUGAGGUUGUUAUCGUUAACGAGCGAAUCCUUUAGUACAAAAUGCAUAAUAUAAAGAUAUAACUAGAAUAUAAGAAGAAUAUAUAUGUUACACAAAAAUCAGAAUACAAACAAAUAUCUAGAAUCCAGAUAAUACUAGUCAAAGAUCGAUUGAUUAUUAUACGUUCAGUUGCAAAAAUAAUACUCUUUAGUUAUUGUUAAUGUAUGUGCGUACGAUAUCACUAAUAAAUCUAAACAAGAGAUCAUAAAUUUGUAAUUAUGACACGUUAUUGGUUCAAGAGGAUCCACAUUAAAAGCAGUAAAAC
Molecule: messenger RNA, 3422 nt
Organism: Colletes gigas
Lineage: Eukaryota; Metazoa; Arthropoda; Insecta; Hymenoptera; Colletidae
Product: nose resistant to fluoxetine protein 6-like
Exons: 11
Coding region: 121-2571 (816 amino acids)
Molecular function (GO): acyltransferase activity, transferring groups other than amino-acyl groups
Source: RefSeq, a predicted model, not a curated record